Messenger RNA from Paramecium primaurelia, 1097 nucleotides. Lineage: Eukaryota; Ciliophora; Oligohymenophorea; Peniculida; Parameciidae. The record is from the annotation of a GenBank genome assembly.
AUGGACUAAGAAACAAUCUUAAAUUUAAAAUGCUAACAAAAUGAUCAUUUUUUACAGAUAGAAACUGUUUGUUAUAACUAAUUUUGCGAAGAAUUCCGAUUAAAUUGUCUAAAAUGCAUCAAUGAAGGAGCCCAUCAUUCUCAUUUUAAUGAUGUUCAAAAAGUACACAGCUUGGAGGAAUUUUUAUAAAAUUGUAAUCAGAAAUGUGAUCAGUUUAUUAAUGAACUUAAAAAAUUUAUCGAAGGUUUGAAUCAAUCAUUCUCAUAAUUUACAAAGGGAAUAAGAGAAAAAUAUUCUUUUUUAAAAGGAAAAUAUUUGAAUAUAAACUUGUAAUAAAUCAAUGAUUUCUUGAAUUAAGCUCUAUAAUUCAAAGAAUACAGAUAGUCAAUUACAAAUAUCAUUUAAGAAUAAAGCAAAAAAAUAAAUCAUUCAUUUUAAAAUUUAUAUGAAUAACUAAAAUUAUAUUAACUUAGUUAUAAUUUGAAAAAUGAUAAUGAUAUUAAAUAAUCAUAAGAAUUUUAUAGUAAAGGUAAUCAAUCAUAUUACUACAAUCCUUAGGUUAUAAAUUAUACUGUGAUUCUCAACUUGAUUAAUCAAUAGAACAGUUAGAUGUAUCAAUUUAAUUAGAUCCUAAUAAUUUUCAAUCUCUAUGGUGUAAAGGUAAUGAUCAUAUGUUAUUAUUAUUAGGUGCAUGUUUAAGAUUGUAAGAUAAAUAUGAUGAUGCAUUAAUUUGGUUGGAUAAAGCAUUAGCAAUUAAUCCCAAGCAUGUUAAUUCCUUGAGUAAUAAAGGUAGAUAUAAUUUCAAUUAAAUUAUUAGGCACAUGCUUAAGAUCACUAAAAAGAUUUGAAGAUUCUUUAAAGUGUUUUGAUUUAGCCCUCUCUAUUGAUCCCUUUAACACCUUCUCACUACAAACCAAAGGUAUGUUUUUGUUUUAUUUUUUAGGGUUAUGUUUACAAGAUUAAGAAAAAUAUCUAGAAGCUGUGAUUUAUUAUGAAAAAUCAUUAAAGUAUAAACCUAAUGAUAAAUGGGUAAAAAACUAAAAGGGUAUACUAAAUUUGUUAAUUUAGAUUUUUGUGAACAGAAAUUAAAGUAAUGA